GUUUAAUUUUUUUCUAUGAGCUUAAAAUAGUAAUUAUCAUUUACACGAAAUAAAAACCCUUCGUAUUAGUUUUGUCUAAUCUCUUGACCUUUUUCUGUCUGUUUAUAUUUUUGGAAAAAGGGCAAGAAUAAAAUUUCCCGUCAUUUCUCCACGCCUCCACGGUGUCCGCGGACUCUCGUUCCCCGCUUCCGAUUGUCACGAAACCCAAACCCUAGUUCCGACGAUCCGCGCACUGGACUGGAGGACUCCCACCGCGAUGGAAGAAGAGAACACGGGGCCUUUUCGCCGGACUUCAAGCCGGACCAAGAAGAUAGCCGCCAAGAUGGCUGCCGCUCUCGCCAGCACCGAUAACCGGAUGCAGGCAGCGAUUGCUCGCCUUGAAUCUUUAGAAAAUGAUAAUGCGGUGCCGGAGGUCAUGGAAUUUAAUGAUGAUGAUGAUGCUUCUUUGGAUGAUGACGAUCAAGCUUAUUUUCAAAAGAAACAUUCUAAGAAUAAGCGCAAGACUAGACAAGCAAAAGCAAUUGAAAAUGCAAAGAAAGCACCAAGGACAUUUAUGGAGCUCUUACAGGAAUCGAACAUAGAGUCCUUGCCUCCACAUGUCCCUACCUAUUUGCGAGCUGCAGUUGGUCCUCCAAGCAUAAGGUCCCGUCGGCAUUUUUGCACUGUUUGCGGCGAUGCUGCCAGCUACACCUGUGUCAGAUGCGGAGUCCGAUUUUGCUCUUGCCGUUGCCAAGUGAUACAUAAUGACACUCGGUGUUUGAAGUUUGUAGCUUGAUCUUGCUGGCCAUCCCUCAACAGGUGUAGUGAUGAUUUCAUGCGCGGGCUUGCUGCAGAGCUGCAAUUGUAACCAAAAGAAUGGAGGUCGGGAACUGUUUUUCUUUGUACUGAACAAACCGAUGCUCUACAUCCCUUAGUUCUAGGGACAUGAUAUUAGUCGCUGUAACUAACUGUAGAAGUGAUACGGAUACCUUUGAACUAGUAGUUGUUCUGUAACAGCUAUGUUGAAAUAAUUGAAAGGUUCAAGUUUAUCAUU
Molecule: messenger RNA, 1033 nt
Organism: Zingiber officinale
Lineage: Eukaryota; Viridiplantae; Streptophyta; Magnoliopsida; Zingiberales; Zingiberaceae
Product: SWR1 complex subunit 6-like
Exons: 4
Coding region: 257-775 (172 amino acids)
Biological process (GO): chromatin remodeling
Cellular component (GO): Swr1 complex
Molecular function (GO): nucleosome binding
Source: RefSeq, a predicted model, not a curated record